Phlebotomus argentipes is the source of this 949-nucleotide messenger RNA. RefSeq lists its product as uncharacterized. Lineage: Eukaryota; Metazoa; Arthropoda; Insecta; Diptera; Psychodidae. The coding region runs from base 102 to 647 and encodes 181 amino acids. The transcript has 3 exons. The record is from RefSeq and is a predicted model, not a curated record.
AUUUGGCGCGCUUGCGCUCCGCAAUGUGGGCAAAAGGUUGUAGUGAAAGUGGAGAAAAGGAUUUUUCACGCGAGGAAAAGCAAUAAAAGUGGUGUGAAGCAAUGGCAGAGGGUACGUAUGAGUACGAGUGCAUGAGGGCGGAGCUGUUGGGCGUUGAUCCACCAGACAGGGAGACGUUUGAGGCCAACAGGAAGGCGCAAUUGGAGGCGGAACAGGAAGCAAUUGCCAGUGAACAAGCACAAGAACUGGACUUUCAGGAUGAACAGAUCAAAGGUGGCCAUGGGAAGAUGGACGAGUUGAAUAGCAUUCUGUCGAUGACACAGCAAAAGAUUAACAAAUUCAAGACUGUUUGCGGAAGUCUCACGAAUCUGCUGAAGAUUCGCCCAGGAUCGGCGGCCGGAGAGGCUUCGGGCGAAGCCACUGGGGAGACAUCUCAAGGUGACAUCAACGACGCCCUCGACACUCUGGACACGAUGAGGGACAACGCAGCAAAGACAGACACUCAGGAGAUUCGCGAGACGUCUCUCAAUAUCCAGCAGAAGAUGACCUCGCAAUUUGGCGCCCUGGAUUCGCUGCUGAACAAGGCCGAAACUGCCCAACUGUCGAUGGAGCAGCAGAACAAGGAGAUGAAAAAAUUCCUGCGCUAACAACGAAAAAUCUGCUUCGCGUCUUUGACGGAUUCUUCUCAAUCUAUCCAGGUGAUAAAAGGGAUAAUCAAGGGUGUUUAUUUUACGUGGCAUUUUUGCUUUAUUCCGUCUUGUACAGAAAGAAAUAAGAAAAAAAAGAAUCUCGUGUGUAUUUUUGCGCUUCCAUUUGAAUUCUCUUCUUAUGCACUAUAUUGUGAAAUUGUUGAGGCGCUAUUAAAGAAUCUCAUGAUAUUUCCUUGUUAACGUUUCAAAUGUAAAUUUAUCGUAAUAAUAAACUGGCUAAAGAACAGAAAAAUUGUGUU